UUUUGUCUACUGUAAAUGUCAACAAUAUUUUAUAUUCAAUAUUACGAUUCUGUAGGUACAGAAGUCAGCAAUCCUUUAGAUUAUUAUGACAUACCAGCUCAUCCUGUUCCUGUACUCCAUCUUCCAUCUGCUAGCACUACUGGAAAUGCAACUGACAAAGAACCUGAAUACAUGAAGAUGAAAGGUUCCCAAAAAGAAAAUGUCAUGCCAAAUCAGAAUUUUUUAUGGGAAAAUAAUGCUCUAAAGGACCAUGAAGAUGUUAUACAUGUGCCAGUAUGUAAUGCAGAAAGAGCAAAAUUAAGUCUUCUGGAAAGUCAGGCUAAAUUAAUUGAAAUAAUGGAAGCUUAUAAAAAAGGUGCAUCUCUUAUAGAAGUUGAAAAGUUGCAUAAUGAAUGGAAAACAUUUUAUCAAGUUUCAGAUGCUGAUGCUAAGAGCACUUUAGAUGGUCUUAGAAAUCUCUAUGCAAAAGCUCAGAAAGCAAAAUUAAGUAAGAAGCAUUCCUCUAGUUUCUCAGAAUUACGCCAGUUUUUAAAUUCUAAACUUAGAAGAAAGGAAAGUAUUGGAUCAAAGGGCAGUUUGAGUCGAAAACAAUCAAAGGAUAUGAAUUCAAUGGAAAAACUUUGUGCUGAUUCUGAUGCUAUAAGACCAAUGAGCACAUUAAGUGUGUUAUCAAAUACAAGUAGCUCUAGUGGAUCUUCUUUUGAUAGAUUAAGUACUGCUAGUGCUGGAUCAGAUAGUGGUCACCAUUCUGAUUUUUCUGAUGAACGCACCAAUAAAUUAAGAGAAAAAUUUGAAUCUCGUUACCAUCAGCAGCACAGGAAAAUAAAUGGUUCAAGCCAUAAUAUAAGCGGUUUUCAAAAAAAUAUGCAAAGUCUGACACUUAAUAGUAGGCCUCCUGCUCCACCUCCUCGGCCAACUAAGACUGUUUCUCGAUAUGGUAGCCUUGAAGAUUGCAAAGUUUCUGAAAGUCCUCAGUAUUCUGUAGCAAAAAAAUCAAGUAUCACUACAUUUGAAGAUGCUUUAAAUUUUUUUGAUUUCAUUCAGACUGAUUCAAGAAGUUCUUCUCUUUGUAACGAAUUCAGAUCUACAACAAUGAAACCUAAGUUAUUAACAGAAUCUCUGUCUUUUGAAGAUCCUAAUGCAAAUUAUGACUGUCCCCCACCACCAAGACCCAGUGUUAAACCAGUUGCUAAGGACUUUACUAAGACUCUUAAAUCUAAUUUUAUACUUAAUGAUCCUAAGACAGAUUAUGAUUUGGUACCACCACCACUGCCUGUUUCUUCACCUCCACGAAAGCAAGAUACUGCAGUGUGUGACCGAGACCAAUCAUAUGACAUUCCAAAUCCAUCAGUUAUGCUUCAUCCAUUCCAGCGCUCAAAUAGUAUAUCGUCAAAUUAUGAUUUUCCCAAAACUACUCUGAUGGACAAUACAGAUAUUCAACCUGCUUGUACUUGUCAAGUAUCAGUUAAUAAAAACAGUUUCUGUUCAGUCAAAAGUUGUUGUAUAGGUAAUAAACUGUCAUCACUGAAGCAAGUGAAUAGUUUACCAUCUGUGCCAAAUACUGACAUUGUAACAUCUGUAGAGAAAGAAAAACAACUGAGAAACUUAAAUGAGAGUCGUGUACAAAUAAAGAACCUGAAUGAAAAUCGUUCAGUACAUAAUCAGUACUAUAAUGUAUGUUUAAGGCCCCCAAGAGAUACAACAAAUGAACAGCGAGAUAGUAUACCAGAAGAAAUGGCUCCACCACCACCUGUAAUAGAAAAAGAAAGUCCUGAAGAACAUUACAAGAUGGUUGGAACUCCAGUUCCUGUGCCUUCAGCUCAUUAGGUAUAUAUCAGUAAUGUAUAACUACUGGUAACAUGAAAGUCUGCUUUUUACCAAAGAUGUAGAGCUUAAGAUACAAAUCUAGAAUUUGUGUAUUUAAUGUCUUCAUUUAAAUUGACUGUUUUUUCAACAAAACUUAAAUUCAAAUGAGAAAUAAUUCAUAUAAACACUACAAAAGAACCUGCCAAAUAAAUUAAAUACUGUAAACAACAACAAUUAGCAACAGGAGUUGGUGUAACAUGCAAUACUGUUAUUUUGAAGUUCAAACAAAACCUUUUUUAAAUGUAAAAAUGAAAUCAAAAGCACAUAAAUAUAUGUUUCAUUUCAUCUUAUUUUUACUUCACAAGCUGAAAAAGAAAAAAAAAAAAAAAAAAAAUUAUGUUUUACCUACAAAAACUAUGCUAUACAUUUACUUCAUUAUGCCUUGUUAAUUUUAGUUUCCAUAUCAUUGAGCCUUUGGCUGUUUAUUAAUUAUUUUUUCUUCAUUUGUUUGAACAGUAUUAAAUGAGGAAUUUUUGUAUUUUUUCAUAGAUGUCGUUUUUAUAUGUAUUUAAAGACUAUGUAUUUGAUCAUAAAGCUUGUGUGUAAGAGUAAAACGCUAUGCAUCCUAAGAUUUUAUUGCAAUUUCAUGGUCCUCCAGUAAUACUUACUCUUCAACUAUUAUUUUUUGAUAAAGUAUAACAGGAAAUGUACAGAUUUUAAUAUAAAGUUACUUGCAAAUAUAGAAUUCAUUUGUAAUAAAUGCCUUUUUUUCUUAAAUUUAUUUUAAAUAUUUUCUUUUCUUAAAUUCAGUACUCAAAAUUGAUAUUGUUGAAUUUUAUAAGAGUAUUAGAAUUACCUUAUUUGCUAGAAAAAUCUGUGUAACGUUUAGACUUUAUAGUUAGUUCAGAAAAUGGAAUAGUUGUUCUAAAAACAUUUAAGUACAUUAAGUGAGUAUACUUAUGGUUGUAUAUAAUUUACAUAUGUAAUGACUUUUAAUGUUACUCAAGUUAAUUGUCUAUUCAGAAAAUUACUUUUAUAAAUGUUGUUUGUAAGUUAACUCAAAUAUUCAUAUGUCAAUUAAUGUUUAAAUAAUAUUCAGUAAAUCUAGAACAAUUACAUUAUUGUGCUAUUAGAUAUUAAAAUUUUGUUAUUCUAUGUGCUAUUAGAUAUUAAAAUUUGUUUUGUAGAUAUUAAAAUUUUGUUAUUGAACGUGGCUUUCUGUACACUGUCAGAAAGCUGAUGGCUAUUUGAAGCUUAAAUGGCAUCAAGUUAAAGUAUAGCAGCACUUUUAAUGUUUAAAGAAAUUAUCAUUAAUUUCUGUCUCUGCAAAUGAAGUGUGAUUUUUUUUUUUUUUUUUUCGGGGGGGGGGGUUUGUUUGUUCAGGAUUUGGUGUAAUAUUAUUUCAUGUAAAAGUGAUACAAACAGAAAAGUUACUAAAUAUUUUUAGGGAAAGCAAGUUGAGUGUGCAUGUGUUUGCAUAUAUCACAUUUCAUAUUUUUCAUCUUUUCAUCUUCAGAAAAUAUUUAAUGAGUAUUUUAUCUCCCUUGUAUUGAAAAUAUUCAUUUUUUGAGAAUUCUUCUAAUUAUUAGUUGCAAAUAGAUUUAGCUCAGUCUCGAUAUUUAUAUUUAUAUAUAUAUAUAUAUAUAUAUAUAUAUAUAUAUAUAUAUAAUAUAUAAUAAAAAAGAUGAGAUAAUAUAUGUAGAAUAUGUAUCUACCAAAAAUGUGCAUAUAAAAUAAAUAUAUUAGUCAUUUGUAUUGAAUUAUCAUGUUAACUCUGUUAUAUAAUGCUAAAGAAAAUAAAAAUUUAAUUUGAAAAUUUCAUCAUAUAUUGUUAAUGUAUCUCAAGUAAUAAAAUUUCUAAGAAAAGAGAAACUUAAUUUUGGAAAAUGUGCUAUAUGUAUUUUGUGUUUUGAAAGCAUUUUUCCUUUUACAAUAAAAUUUCAUUGCACUUUAAUCUUUUCGUCCACAAGCUAAGUUAAUGCAGAAAUUUGUGACUUCUAGUGACCAAAAAAUUAUCGAAGCUUUUACAGCUCUGAGAAUUUUUGCCUUAUAAUCUCAUUUACAGAAAGAAAGUUUUUGUAACUAUUCCUAUAUUUUUAGAGCUUUAUUUUUCAUUUUUCUGGAAGUAAAUAUUACAAAAUAUAACUUAUGAGUGGCUUGUUCUUUCCCAUGUUCCAUGUUUCAUUUUGUAUUAUAUGUUAACUAAAAUUAAUAAAAGUACUCUAGAUAUG
Messenger RNA from Stegodyphus dumicola, 4037 nucleotides. RefSeq names its product DBB domain-containing protein stumps (gene stumps). Gene Ontology annotation, molecular function: transmembrane receptor protein tyrosine kinase adaptor activity; fibroblast growth factor receptor binding. Lineage: Eukaryota; Metazoa; Arthropoda; Arachnida; Araneae; Eresidae. The record is from RefSeq and is a predicted model, not a curated record. Gene Ontology annotation, cellular component: cytosol.